Melitaea cinxia (Glanville fritillary) is the source of this 1459-nucleotide messenger RNA. RefSeq names its product T-box transcription factor TBX6-like (gene Doc1). Bases 37 to 1131 code for a protein of 364 amino acids. The record is from RefSeq and is a predicted model, not a curated record. The transcript is spliced from 5 exons. Gene Ontology annotation, molecular function: DNA-binding transcription factor activity, RNA polymerase II-specific; RNA polymerase II cis-regulatory region sequence-specific DNA binding. Lineage: Eukaryota; Metazoa; Arthropoda; Insecta; Lepidoptera; Nymphalidae. Gene Ontology annotation, cellular component: nucleus. Gene Ontology annotation, biological process: heart development; positive regulation of DNA-templated transcription; cell fate specification.
AAGUGACAUUUUUAAAGUUUUGCUGAACUUACCAAGAUGAUGAUGGACCAGGCUCAUUUUGGAGAAUACCUUCUACGGCAGCAAAUGCUGCAUGCCGCAUCUUUAAGUGGCUUACAUCAUCGCGUCGGCGCUGACGCAAAGCCACCUGCGUGCGAAGCUCGUCUGUUGAACGGCGAUCUGUGGCGACGCUUCCACGACAUCGGCACUGAGAUGAUUAUCACUAAGGGGGGAAGACGUAUGUUUCCUUCACUGCGGGUAUCCCUCAGCGGCCUAGAUCCUCGCGAGGAGUACUGUGUGUUGCUGGAACUAUCAUUAGUGGGACGUCGGCGCUGGCGCUGGGCGGGCGGCGCAUGGGCAGCGGCUGGGGGUGCUGAACCCCAGUCUCCUCGCCGCCUCAUGCUGCACCCCGACUCCCCAGCUCCUGGACACCACUGGACAGCAAAUCCUGUGUCUUUCAGCAAGCUCAAGCUGACCAAUAAUACGAUGGAUGCACAAGGCCACAUGGUACUAACAUCCAUGCACAAGUACCGUCCGCGGGUCUUGGUCGUGCGUGCCCGCGAUGCCGCUGCAUUGGCCUGGGGCGCACCACACGCUUCGUUUUCCUUUCCUGAGACAGAAUUCAUUGCUGUUACUGCUUAUCAGAAUGACCGGAUCACGAAAUUAAAAAUCGAUAAUAAUCCGUUUGCAAAAGGUUUUCGCGCGUGCGGUCAGUCAAAAUGUAAAAGAAAGAAUGUUGAAACAGACACUAGUAGCACAGAAACACCGACCGAGUCUUCGGAUGCAAAACGACCAUGUUCCGACGCCGCUUCUUCAUGCUCAGAGGAAGGAAGCUUGCGCUCAUCAUCGCCACGAUCCCCACCGCUAGUUGAGUCACCGGCGCCGCUUGUUGCACCGCCAGAAGCUUUAAGCCCUCCUCCCACAUUCUACCCACCGGAAAUACCGUAUAUGCACCCCUUGAAUAUGCCAAUGCCUCUAGGAAUGUGGCCUGCAAGUACAAUUGCCGGUAGUUUUUUGGGAUCGUCUUGGAGCUCACUACCUCCCCCACCUCCUAGUAUGCCCUCACAACCAAAUCCAGCUCCGUGCCGACGGGUGAAAAGCUUUACUAUUAGAGCUCUGCUCGGAGAAGGCUGACAAAUUUUAUUCAUAAUAGCGUCGGGCAUUAUUCGCAAUACUUAUAUUGAUUUGUAAAUAUGUUUAGAUAGUUAUUAUUUUCACGUUACUUCCUACAGCUACCUCGAGAUUUUAUUACGAUAAGGGUCAAUAUAUUUUGUAUGUGAUAAAAGUGCCUUAGCGAACAUAAGUAGUAGGUAAGUAUAAGAGAUAUAAUGUUACAAUGUCGUCUAUCUUUUAAAUUUGAAAUAAAUUAUAUUAGUUUGUAUGCAUUCUUUUUAAGCUUCUUGUACAAAAUGUAAAUAUCAAAAAUAUUUUAAAUUGUAAAUUAGUAAACUUUAAAAAAAAA